AUGUAUUAUACUUUAUUACCAACUCAUCAUCAUCUUUCAUCUUUAUCUUUAUCAAGAACACUUGAUUCUCUUCCUGAUGAUAUUCUUUACAUAAUAGGAAAAGAAUUAGAUUUUCUUUCAAUAUUAGCUCUUCGUUCAACUUGUCAAUCAAUAUAUUUUUCAUUUUCUGAUACAAUUACUUUCUCUCAUGUAUUUCUUCCUCCAUCAAUAACUCAAUCACAAUUUGUUAAAUUAUUUUCUUAUCUUAAAUUAACUGAAAAAUUAUCAUUCAUUCGUAAAUUCACUUUUAAUGAAUCAAAAAUUACUGAAGAUGCUAUAAUAAGUAUUUUAGGAUAUUGUGAAAAUCUAGCAUAUAUUUAUAUUUUAGGAUGUGAAGAUGUUAAAUUAUUACCUAUCACAAAUGCCAUAACCAGUUGGUAUGAAGAAGAGGAUAAUUCCAAUUCUAACAACUAUAUUUCUUGUUCAUCAUCAAACUCUUCUUGCAUCUUAUUGGAAAAUUAUAAUAUUAAAAAGAAGAGUAAAAUGGAAAAAUUAAAAAAGAUAGUGAUGACAAGAUGUGUAGGUGACUUUGCACUUUGUCUUGUGCAGAAUGCGGAAUAA
Diversispora eburnea is the source of this 600-nucleotide messenger RNA. Lineage: Eukaryota; Fungi; Glomeromycota; Glomeromycetes; Diversisporales; Diversisporaceae. The record is from the annotation of a GenBank genome assembly.